Necator americanus (New World hookworm) is the source of this 282-nucleotide messenger RNA. RefSeq lists its product as uncharacterized. The record is from RefSeq and is a predicted model, not a curated record. The coding region runs from base 1 to 282 and encodes 93 amino acids. The transcript has a single exon. NCBI's taxonomy places the organism in Eukaryota, Metazoa, Nematoda, Chromadorea, Rhabditida, Ancylostomatidae.
AUGGAGAUGCAGAUGUUAAGGUGGACGAUAGGUGUAACGCUAAAAGAGAAAGUAUCCAACGACACUGUACGCUCCAUCUUCGGCGUCGUCCCGAUAACUGAGAAGAUGAAGGAGGCGCGACUGAGAUGGUUUGGUCACGUUUUGCGGCGAGAGGAAGAUUCGGUUGCCCAAAUCGCUCUGAAGCUCGACGUUUCAGGAGUGAGGCCGCGUAGGAGGCCAAAGAUUCGCUGGUUGGACCGUAUGAAGCUGGAUAUGAUAGAUGCACGUUUGUGUAACGGCUGA